GACGGUUAUCCGCUGGUUCUUUGCCCUUCCUGGCCUUAACUAUUAUCCCCUGAGCGUUCUCGCUGGUCGAGGAAAGGGCACUAAUUACUAUGAACACUCUUUCAGCUUUUAUGGGGCUACUGCACGUAGCCGAAGUUUUAGAAAAACACGGAGAUAACUUUUUUCAAAUGGUCAAAACUCUCUGCUAUCCAGACUACGGAACUUUGCAGUUCGACCAUUUUUAUAAAAGUUUGUACUGCGAGGAGAGAAAAUUGGCAGGUUUAGAUCUCAGUCGGAAAUACAGCGAACAAUCACAACACAGUUACUAUGAGGAAAGCAAGCUCGUCGACUACUCCAAAAUUGCCUAUCAGAUGAAUUCAAAGGAGCCCGCUGGUUCCCCACGCCACCUUAGUGACGAUCCUUAUUUCUCCCCCGACCAAUACACUUGCCCAGCUUUUGAUAAAACCGCCAAUCAGGAAGAAAAGCAACAAUGCCAAGCAGAUAGCAACUGUUGUUGUUAUGCCACACACGACAGUCCGUUAUUUAUACCAGAAGAGAAGAGUUCCAGCUCAGGAAAGUACAGCGGCUUCGAUAGUAGCGAAGGGAACGAUUUUGAGGACAUUGACGAGGUGAAUAGUUUCUGCGGGGAGGCCGCGUACGACGCUUUAGUCGCGCAGCCAAGUGUCUACAAAGGGAGCAGAGUGCGUCCAACGGGGCAGGAUGCAAAGACGCAUCGUAGGAGAGGAAGGCAGGAGGACAGGUGGGUGGGCGGCCCUCCCACUUAUACGAAUUGCCAGUGCCCAUACGAGGCGGGAGAAAGUUUUCUUGAGUCGCCUACGGAGAAUUGCGGAUGCGAUACGAGCGGUGAAUGCCACUUGGAAACUUCAGGGCGAAGGAAGAGGAUGCACAAAAGCAAAGCUUCACAUAACAUUGUAGAGAAGAACAGACGAGCCCAUUUGAAGUCAUGCUUUGAAGUUCUCAAGCACAAUAUUCCCAGCUUGAAUGGUCAUAAAGCAUCGACCGUCAACAUCCUGCAGGAAGCGUACACAUAUAUCAAGCAGUUGGAGGAAACCACAGAAAAUAGAAACGGCCGGAUAAUGGCCUUAAAAGAGCAACAAACAACCCUCAUGGCUCGACUGAAGUCCCAUUAUGAAGCUGGCGGAAAAGAAUUGGAGAUUGUCACUAAAAAAGAUAUAUUCUUUUCCAGAAGAAGCGAAGCAGAAAAGGACCAGCCCAAACAUACAGAUUAUAAGCAACAAUUACGGGCUGAACACAGCUUUAAAGCUGAAAAAGGACCAAUCAACGAGACUAGACAAACACCCGAAAGGGCCGCCCACGCAGAAAAACCGAUCCACGAGUCGGAAAAUCUUUUAGGAAGUGCUAAACGGCUAAAGAAUACUCCGAAGAGAAGUAACUUAAAGAUAAAUGAGAAAUGCAUGAAGACUGAAGGCAGUAAUGACGUGUUAAGCGUACUUGAAAGCUCUAAAGGUGUUGACGAAGUGCAGAGCAUUCUUAACGGCAUCAGGAAAAACCCACCGAAAAUAAUAUUUCCCAAACUACAACCUCGGAAAAUGAAUGACUUUUUCGAAAAACUGAAAGGCAGCGGGCCGGGCGUGCGGAGAAGGCCACGUCCACCAUUCUUUUAA
Molecule: messenger RNA, 1625 nt
Organism: Zophobas morio
Lineage: Eukaryota; Metazoa; Arthropoda; Insecta; Coleoptera; Tenebrionidae
Exons: 10
Coding region: 90-1625 (511 amino acids)
Biological process (GO): regulation of transcription by RNA polymerase II
Molecular function (GO): protein dimerization activity; DNA-binding transcription factor activity, RNA polymerase II-specific; RNA polymerase II cis-regulatory region sequence-specific DNA binding
Source: RefSeq, a predicted model, not a curated record